This is a messenger RNA of Lingula anatina, 5510 nucleotides long. RefSeq names its product cholesterol transporter ABCA5. NCBI's taxonomy places the organism in Eukaryota, Metazoa, Brachiopoda, Lingulata, Lingulida, Lingulidae. Gene Ontology annotation, biological process: lipid transport; transmembrane transport. The record is from RefSeq and is a predicted model, not a curated record. Gene Ontology annotation, cellular component: intracellular membrane-bounded organelle; membrane. Gene Ontology annotation, molecular function: ATP hydrolysis activity; ABC-type transporter activity; lipid carrier activity.
GUCUGUGACCCCUGCGCAAGCUCCAUACAAGUCGAUUGCGGAGACAUCUGAGUAGUUCCGAGUGGAAUGUGUGUAAGAUAUAUGUGUAAGAUGAUAUCUUCACUGUUGAUGGAAUCAGCCACAGAAAAAUUUCCCAGUUGUGCAAGAAUGCUAGGCACUAUAACAUAGAAUAUAGAAAUAUGCCAAGAUCAUAACGUUUUAAGGUGUUUGGUUAUCUAUCAAUUAGAAAUGGCUGGAGCUACCUUCUGGCAACAGCUGAAAGCUCUAUUACACAGGAACUUUCUUUUAAAGUUGAGAGUUAAAGGGUUAACAAUACAGGAAAUAUUUUUCCCAGUCUACUUCGUUCUUCUACUUGUUCUGGUGAAAAGGCUAAGCACUCCAGAAUCCAAUCCCAGUAUCCCGGAAUUUCCUGAAUAUGAUUUCAAUACAACGCUUGUUCCGAAUCGCAACAAGACCUUACUCAUUUCACCUAACUCCACAGAGGUCUCAGAUAUCAUAGGCACAGCAGCAGCAUCUUUAGGGUUGCAGUACAUGAUGUUUGAAGACGUGAUGGCCAUGGAGAAUUUUUAUAAGGCAAAUGCCAGCGUGGUUUUUGCUGGUGUUCAUUUCUCUUCCAAUUCGACUUAUACCAUACGAACAUCUUAUGAGCAUAUUGCAUCAACAAAAGAUAUUUAUGAUGUCUCUGGUGGUUCUACCUGCCGUUCUACUACAGGAGGAUUAGGAUUGACAAGUGUUAAUUGUCCAGCCAACAGCUACUUGCACACUGGGUUUGUGUUACUUCAACAUGCAAUAGAUAUGGCUAUUGUCAAGAAUGAAGCUGCUGGGCAACCUUUCAUCAAACCAGACUUGAUGUUUCAAAUGAUGCCCAAAAUGAAAUUCACGCCUAAUUCUGAUUACAUCCGCAUACUGUCUGGAAUAUUCUUUGUGAUGGCUUAUUCCCCUUUUGUAUCUGGCUUAGUUGUGUAUUUGAUAACUGAAAAAGAAAAGAAGACAAAAGAAGCAAUGAGAAUGAUGGGGAUGAAAGAUAGUGCCUUUUGGUUGGCAUGGCUCCUGAUGUACACUGGCUUCAUUCUCAUUGUGACUGUGAUCGUAGUACUACUGGCCAUGGCAGGACAGUUCUUCGAUGUCAAUAAAAGCAACCUGUUCAUCUUCUUCCUGAUGUUAUUCAUGUAUGGUCUCACAGUGAUCAACAUGUCCUUCAUACUACAGGGAUUCUUCAGCAGGGCACUGGUGGGAGGAAUUGCUUCUAGUUUCUUUACCACUCUCAUCAGUUUGCUCUACUUGGUGAUAAGUACAACUAGGACAUAUGAUGAGAAUUUUCUACCCAAGUCGACUAUACCUAUUGCAGGGCAGUAUGCCUUGUGCCUUAUGUCUCCUGUGGCAGUGGCUUUAUCUGUUGAUAUGGGUCUAUUCCUGGACAUAACUGGCCGUGGCAUGACGUUUGAUACUCUCCAUGUCGGACAGUUCCCUAUAUCAUCCUCAUUGAUCAUGUUAGCUGUAGAUUUUGUACUAUAUGGACUGUUGGCUGCCUAUCUGGAUAAUGUUAUACCCACUGAGUACGGCAAUCAUCGGAGUCCAUUCUUUUGCUUUUUGUCAUCUUAUUGGUGCCCAGAAAAGAAACAUAAGGAAAUGGUUAAUGUUACUGAUGGGAUCAACACAAUAGAAGCAGAGAGGGAGCCUGUCCCACAGUCUUACCAUGGCAGGGAAGGACUAAGGUUAUUUGGCAUUAAGAAGAUCUUCAAAGGAAAGGAAAAUGUGACUGCAGUAGAUGGUCUCACUUUAGAUAUGUACGAAGGGGAAAUCACAGCAGUGCUGGGCCACAAUGGAGCUGGAAAAACAACCCUGAUCAAUAUGCUGACUGGUUUGACACCAACCACAAGUGGAUCAGCAUACAUACUUGGCUUGGAUGUUACUGAUGUAAAUGACAUGGAUCAGAUCCGAGAGAUGACAGGAGUCUGUCCACAGCAUGACAUCCUCUUUGACAAGCUAUCAUGUAGAGAACAUCUUGAGUUCUUUGGCAACUUGAAGGGAGUGCCCAAGGAUAGGUUGGAUAAUGAGAUCACCAAAGCACUGCAAGAAGUGGAUCUUGAAGACCAAGAGAAGACAUUUUCAGAAGAGCUGAGUGGAGGCCAGAAGAGGAAGCUAUCUGUAGCUAUAGCUCUUAUUGGGGAUCCAAAGUUCAUAUUUCUUGAUGAACCAACAGCAGGAAUGGACCCUUACUCAAGGCGCCAUCUGUGGACAUUACUAAAACAGAGGCAGGCUGGGAAAGUCAUUCUUCUCACAACACAUUUCAUGGAUGAGGCAGACAUUCUAGCUGAUCGCAAAGCAAUAAUUAGCAAAGGACGAUUGAAAUGCUAUGGUUCUUCAUUGUUUUUGAAGAACAGAUUUGGUAUUGGAUACCAUCUGCAGAUGGUAGUGCAACCAGACACAGAUGCCAUGCAGGUAAACUCUCUGGUGAGCACCUAUGUGCCAGAUGCCAAGGUGGGAAGAACUCACGGACGUGAACUAGCAUACACACUACCAUUAGAGAGCGUGAACAAAUUUCCAGAUUUGUUUGCUGCACUAGAAAAUCCACAUGAGGGGAGUAGCAUAAGCAUGGGAGAUGCAUUGGGGAUAACAAGUUAUGGUGUUUCUAUGACAACAUUAGAGGAGGUUUUCUUGAAAUUAGGUGAAGAGGAAGAAGAGCUAAAAGCCAUAGAUGAAUACACGAAGAGCAGCUCCAACAACCAAGUCGCCCCAGUUGAUGAUGAUGAUGAGUCCAAAUUGACUAGAGAAGAAGCAUUGUCUCUUGUUGGCAACCAUGGCUCACUCACAGUGUCAUUGAAGCAGCAGAUCAAAGCACUGUGCAUGGUUGGUGUAUUGAAGAAAAUAAGGAACAAAUUGGCAAUCAUCUUCCAGUUGUUUUUACCCAUAACUUUUAUUGUGAUUGGAUUAGUUCUAUCCAAGUAUGUUUCAGUGAAUCCAGAUUUGACGCCAAAACCACUCAGUGUGUCAGAUGCUAAAUAUAUCUACACCAAGAAUAACAUAAAUAGAAAUGCACCUCUCAUGUACUACAUUGAUGAAAAUGGCUUUGCAACUACAGACAUCAUAUUGAAUGUGUGCCUGCUCCAGGCACAAGGCCUGCAGUUUGAAAAGAUAAAUUCCUCCACAAAUCUUAUUGAUGCUAGACCACAUAAUAUGGGUAUAAGGAUCAACCAGUGGGUCAACCAGUCUGUCUCUGGAAUGAGAAACUUCACUGUAAUAUACAAUGAUACAGCCAUCCAUUCACUGCCUGCCCUUAUUGGAACCAUAGACAGUAUGGUUCUAAAGAUGACAAGGUUUCCAGCCAACGUCAAUGCCACCAUAAACACAACCAAUCUUCCCUGGCCUAGUAUUAAUCCAACCAUUGUGUUUGACUCUGGUGCAUUUUCUGCCAUUAUUUUAAUAGGCAUGGGCAUGGUAAUGGUUGCCCCAGGAUUUGCAGGGGAAUUGGUAAAGGAGCGACAGUUCAAGUCUAGAAGUCAGCUGAGGAUAUCAGGAAUAACAUUGAAUAUCUACUGGGGAAGCAUGUUUCUGGUAGAUAUAGUUCAGUUUGCAGUGGUGCCUGUUCUCUCUAUCAUUAUUAUACUGGCGUUUCAGGUUGAAUCCCUACUUGUUCCUGGAGCUAUAGUGAGCCUUAUUAUCUUAUACUUGUUGUUCAUGCCGAUAAACAUCAUGUACUCCUAUGUGUGGUCAUUUGCUUUCACCAAAUAUGAGAAUGCCAUGGCCUUCAUGCCAAAUGUCUUUAUAUUUACCUCUCUGUUACCCUACAUGGCUGUGGCAAUAUUAGAUGGUAGUAACCAGGAGGAUGCUGCAGGGAUAGUUCAUUUGAUCUGCACAGCAGUCAGCCCUCCUUACUUCAUCAUGGGAGGUUUGCACUACAUAGAAAAGAUUCACAGAACUCAUGUCCUGUUAGCAGAGGCUGGGGAUGUACCAUUCUCAUAUUACUUUGACUGGAAUAAAUAUGUUUUACCCUCUUGGUUGCUGCCCAUUGCGCACCUUUUUAUAUUGUUCAUAUUGCUUCGGGUAUUGGAUGUGAAAAGUACAGGUGGUAGUGUAGUGGAAGCCAUCAAGUGUGGGGGGAAAGAGGGACCCAUAGUUGCCAAUGUCCCAGAGGAAAAUGAUGAUGUUAUCAGGGGAGAGAACAGUGAUGUCUUGGAGGAGAGAGACAGGGUUGAAAACUGGAGAAUUAGUGACAGUAGAAAGGUUCCUGUUGUCAUGGUGAAAAACUUGAGAAAAGAAUUUCUGAGAAGAGACAAGAAAGCUGCCAAGAAAAAAGGGAAAAAAGAGGAGAGAAAACGGGUGGCAGUGAGAAAUGCUUCAUUUGCUGUGGAAGCUGGAGAGGUGUUUGGAUUGCUUGGGCCAAAUGGGGCUGGUAAAACUACAACAUUAAACAUGAUAAUUGCUGAGACCUGCCCAACCAAAGGAAAGGUGACUGUAGCAGGCACUGACAUUAAAUCCAGUAUCUCUGAUGCAUUUAGAGCUAUGGGCUACUGCCCUCAGCAUGAUGCACUGUGGGACUACAUCACCCCAAGAGAACAUCUGGAGUGUUAUGCUGCAUGCAGGGGAAUUCCAGAUAAGGAUAUUAAAUAUAUUGCUGAAAGGUAUCUUCAAGCAUUGAAUAUUGAAGAGCAUGCUAAUAAACAAGCCAGACAACUGUCUGGUGGAACAAAGAGAAAGUUGAGUUUUGCAAUGUGCAUGCUUGGGGAGUCAAAAGCAGUGUUACUGGAUGAGCCAUCUACAGGAAUGGAUCCCAAGUCCAAGAGGUUUUUGUGGGAUGUUAUAAGCAACAGAUUCCAGGGGGACAGGAGGGGAGCCAUACUGACCACACACUACAUGGAGGAAGCAGAUGCCCUCUGCUCUCGUUUGGCCAUCAUGGUCAAUGGGGAGGUCAAAUGUCUUGGUACAACCCAACACCUGAAGCAUACAUAUGGCAGUGGCUAUGUUCUUGAAGUGAAGCUAAAGACAGAGGAUGGUGAUACCAUGGAAGUAAUGGAUGAAAAGAGAGAAGCUCUGAAAGAUUUUGUCAUUAAUAUGUUCCCAACUGCAGAAGAAGCUGAGAGUUUUGGGGAGAGGACAGUCUAUAAGAUCCCUCAGACGGGUGUUGUGUCACUAUCCAAAACAUUUUCAAAGCUUGAAGAAGCCAAAGGCAGCCUUGGUAUUGAGGAAUACAGCUUCAGCCAGUCCACUCUAGAGCAGGUCUUUCUUAGCUUUGCCAAACAGCAGCGAGAUGACAAUGUUUCACCUGAAGAGGAAGAGAGGGAGCGUAGGCGCAGCAUCUCCCGCAGAAACUCCAGGACGAGAAGCAUUUCUUCCAGCCACAGAUCUCCACCAACAAGCCCUGUGGGAACACCUUUGGAAGGAUAUAUCAAUCAGUCGAUCGUUGAUAAUCCCACUGAUUUCAGUACAAAGAUGUGAAUUGGUUCUUGGCAGAUUAAGGCUCAGACUGGUUCUUUAGCAGGUUCAUAUGGCUGGUAAAUAAUUCUGAAUGG